AGCAACAGACAUCUCAACAGAAAAACAAAACAAGAGGAGGGAAAGUAACUGCUUAUCUCCUUCAAAUCCAACACCUUAUCACCAACCCAAUGGCCAUGCCACUCGGAUUACUUUCUGAAAACAAUUCAUUGCCGGAUGUUGAAUCUCACGUUACUAUUGGAAAUCAAGGCCUGCAAAAAAUAAUUCUCCAGAAGGGAACUUCAUGGAAAACUCCUUCUCUAGGAGACCAAAUUCAAGUUCAUUACAGCGUGUCGUUGGAAGAUGGAGAAAAAUUUGAUUCUAGCUGGAAAAAUGGAAAGCCAUUCACAUUCAAAUUAGGCCAAUGUGAAGUUAUUAAAGGCUGGGAUGAGGGAAUUGCUACCAUGAAGAAGGGUGAAAGAGCCAUUUUAACCAUUCCUCCAGAAUUAGCCUAUGGAGAGAGUGGUUGUCCACCUAUGAUUCCUCCAAACUCGACAUUAGUGUUUGAUAUUGAAUUGCUAUCGUGGAAUACGAUUAGAGAUAUUACAGAGGAUGGAGGGAUAUUGAAGAAGGUAGUAGAGGAGGGUGAGGGAUGGGCCACCCCUAAGGAAUUUGAUGAGGUUUUAGUCAAGUACAAUGCAAGACUGGAAAAUGGAACAAUUGUGUCAAAGUCGGAAGAGGGAACCGAGUUCUGUGUAUCUGAAGGCUAUCUAUGUCCUGCCAUGAGCAAAGCGGUCAAGACAAUGAGAAAGGGCGAGAAAGCAGAGCUAUCAGUUAAGUUCUCUUAUGGAUGCGGAGAAACUGAAAAGUUUAGUAGUCAAAUUGAUAGUGGAAUACCAUCAUAUUCCAACUUAAUCAUCGAUCUUGAGCUGAUUUCCUGGAAAAGUGUCACUGAUGUCAUGGGAGAUAAGAAGGUACUUAAGAAAAUAGUGAGAGAUGGGAGUGGAUUUGAUCGUCCGAAUGACGGAUCCCAAGCAAAAGUGAUCUACAUUGGCAAACUUGAGGACGGGACUAUUUUUGAAAGAAAAGGUUCUGAUGAAGAGCCAUUCGAGUAUACAUGCUUUGAAGAACAAAUAAAUGAGGGUUUGGACAGGGCAGUAAUGACCAUGAGGAGAGGUGAAAAAGCAACUGUGACAGUUAGCUCCGACUUCUUAGAUGGUUAUCAAGAUGCGGGUUUUGUUUCUGCAGAAACAACCCUUAUUUAUGAAGUCGAGCUAGUUGACUUCAGUAAGGAGGCGCCAUUCUGGAAAAUGGGAACUGAUGAAAAGUUAAAAGCUUGUGAAAUCAAGAAAGACGAAGGAAAUGUACUGUUCAAAGCCGGGAAGUUUUGGCGUGCAUCCAGAAAGUAUGAGAAGGCUUCAAAAUAUGUUGAGUACGACCAUUCUUUCAGCGCUGAUGAGAAGAGCCAGGCAAAUGCGUUGCAGUUGUCAUGUCAUCUGAACAAUGCAGCUUGUAAGCUUAAACUGGGGGAAUUUCUUGAAGCUUCAAGACUAUGUACAAAGGUUCUUGAACUUGAUCAAUUAAAUGUCAAGGCAUUAUUUAGAAGGUCCCAAGCAUAUCUAAAGAUGUCUGAACUAGAAAAGGCUAACGAUGACAUCAAACGAGCUCUAGUAAUUGAUCCAGACAACAGAGAUGUGAAGCUUGUGUACAAGGAGCUUCAAGAUAAGAAGAAGAGAUAUGUCCAGUAUGAAGCUUCAUUAUUUAGCACAAUGGUAGCUAAAAUGACUUAGCUUCAGUGUUUCAGCUGUGAUUUUUCUUAAUUUUUUUUUUUUAACUGAAGUUAGACGGGUCAUUGUAGAAACAAUAUAUUCGAACAUCCGGUUGCACACUCUUCCUUGAUCAAAAAACCAAAUUUCUGGUCGAACCAUAAUUUUUUGGAUUUGAAGACGAGAAGAAUGUUGUUUGUUUUA
This is a messenger RNA of Daucus carota subsp. sativus, 1868 nucleotides long. Its product is annotated as 70 kDa peptidyl-prolyl isomerase. Lineage: Eukaryota; Viridiplantae; Streptophyta; Magnoliopsida; Apiales; Apiaceae. Gene Ontology annotation, molecular function: protein binding; peptidyl-prolyl cis-trans isomerase activity. Bases 90 to 1688 code for a protein of 532 amino acids. The record is from RefSeq and is a predicted model, not a curated record. The transcript is spliced from 12 exons.